AAUAAUGUUUCCAACAUGUCUGUGCAGUCACUGCUUUGUGAAAGAAUUGCUGUUGCCAAAGACUUGAUUAAGAGAGCAGAAGCCCUUUCCAAGUCCCAGAAAAGAAGAAUUGAAGGAGGGGCAAAGCUAUGUGGCAAGCUGAAGGCUGAGCUAAAUUUCUUACACAAGGUAGAGGCAGGGAAAGUGGCCAUAAAAGAAUCCCAUCUGCAGAGUUCAAACCUUACCCACCUCCAAGCCAUUAUUCAGUCAGCAGAGAACCUGGAGGAUGUUGUCAGUGUCCUCCAUGUCUUUGCUUACGAGGACAGGUUUGGAGACAAACAGACGCUGGUGGUGGAUGUCGUCGCAAACGGAGGUCACACAUGGGUGAAGGCCAUUGGUCGUAAAGCUGAGGCCCUGCAUAACAUCUGGCUGGGAAGAGGCCAGUAUGGUGACAAAAGUGUCAUUGAGCAGGCAGAGGACUUCCUGCAAGCAAGCCGUCAGCAGCCAGUGGAGUACAGCAAUCCCCAUAUCAUCUUUGCAUUCUACAACAGCGUGUCCAGUCCUAUGGCAGAGAAGCUCAAGGAGAUGGGAAUAUCUGUGAGAGGAGACGUUGUUGCUGUGAACUCACUGGUAGAACCAUCUGCAGAAAAUGAGCAUCUUAACUCCAGUGAAUCAGAUGAAGAAGGCCCUGAACUCCUGCAGGUGUCGAGAGUAGACCGGGAGAAUUUAGUGGCCAGCAUUGCUUUCCCUACCCAGGUCAAAGUAAACGUCUGCAAUAGAGUUAAUUUGGACAUCACUACCUUAAUAACCUAUGUCUCUGCGCUGAGCUAUGGUGGCUGCUACUUUGUCUUCAAAGAAAAAGUGCUGACAGAGCAAGCAGCGCAAGAAAGAAGGGAGAGAGUCCUUCCUCAGCUGAAGGAGUUCAUGGAGGGAAAAGAGCUUUUUGCCUGUGAAUCUGCUGUCAGAGAUUUUCAGUCCAUCUUGGAAACUCUGGGAGGACCUGGGGAGAAAGAGAGAGCUGCAUUGCUUGUUGGAAGAAUUAAUGUUGUGCCAGAUCAGCCCUCUGACCGUGCCUUAGGACUAGUGGCUAGUUCAAAAAUCAACAGCCGCUCUCUAGCCAUUUUUGGGACAGGAGACACUUUAAAAGCCAUCACCAUGACUGCAAAUAGUGGGUUUGUGAGGGCAGCAGCAAACCAAGGUGUCAGGUUCAGUGUUUUUGUCCAUCAGCCACGAGCAUUGACAGAAAGCAAAGAAUCUUUUGCCACACCUCUACCAAAGCGGUACCCAUCUGAUAAUGAAGUGUAA
Messenger RNA from Cinclus cinclus, 1284 nucleotides. RefSeq names its product chromosome 1 C7orf25 homolog (gene C1H7orf25). The transcript has a single exon. Bases 16 to 1284 code for a protein of 422 amino acids. NCBI's taxonomy places the organism in Eukaryota, Metazoa, Chordata, Aves, Passeriformes, Cinclidae. The record is from RefSeq and is a predicted model, not a curated record.